GUUGGCCAUUUGGCCCUCUUUAAUUUGGCCAAUACCCAAUCACCAAUGUCCAUACCGUUUUGCUAAAUUUGCGCGCCGUACGGUGUACUCUAACAUAAAUAAGAUAUAAAAUUUACUGAUUAGUGAUUACUCAUAACCAAAAGACUGAAAAAGAAACACACUGUUUACUGUGUAAAUAGUAAUAAAAAAUAUGUUAGCUACUAAAAGUGUAUAAUUUUCACUGUAAUUCUUAUUGAAAAUCCCAUGUUAAGAAAAGGGACUAUAAAUCCUGUUAAAUAUUGUUCAACAAUAAUUGGAGGUGUAUUCGAUAUUCUAAGUUAAAACCGAUAUGGCUGGUAAUUUCUGGCAAAGUUCGCACCAUCAGCAAUGGAUGCUGGAUAAACAAGAUCUUAUUCGAGAUCGCCAACACGAUUUAGCAAAGUUGACUGAUGAAGAGUACCAGAAAAUCUUUAAUUUUUUUGCUAGUAUUAUUCAAGUGCUCGGUGAGCAAUUAAAAUUGCGACAGCAAGUAAUAGCCACAGCGACUGUUUACUUCAAGAGAUUUUAUGCAAGAAAUUCGUUAAAAUGCAUCGAUCCUCUGCUAUUAGCACCUACUUGUGUUUUCCUGGCCUCAAAAGUAGAAGAAUUUGGUGUUAUAUCCAACUCUAGGCUCAUAACGACAUGUCAAACUGUAAUAAAAAACAAAUUUAGUUACGCUUUUGGCCAACAAGAAUUUCCAUAUAGGACAAAUCAUAUAUUAGAAUGUGAAUUUUAUUUGUUAGAGAACUUAGAUUGUUGUCUUAUAGUCUUUCAACCAUAUAGGCCUUUACUUUUGUUUGUGCAAGAUAUAGGACAAGAUGACCAAUUGCUAACAUAUGCCUGGAGAAUUGUAAAUGAUUCACUUAGGACAGAUGUCAGUUUAUUAUAUCCCCCAUAUCAGAUUGCAAUUGCAGCUUUGCAUAUAGCCUGUGUUAUGCUGGGCAAAGAGAAUCUAAAACCAUGGUUUGCUGAACUCAAUGUGGACUUGGAUAAGAUUCAAGAAAUUGUUAGAGCUAUUAUAAAUUUGUAUGAAAUGUGGAAGAGCUAUGAUGAAAAGAAAGAAAUUCAGGCUCUUCUAGCAAAAAUGCCAAAACCAUGUCCUGCUCCACAAAGAUAAUAUUAUUGGAAGAAAGCUAUCAUUAUGAAAUGUCUUUUAUAAGAAAUCUGUGAUUAGAUUGCAGAUAUUAAUAUAAAGAAUUAUAUUAGAGGUGUUUUGGUAAAAAAAAAUUACCGAAGUGGUUGAGAUCAUCGGUGUAAUUAAGUAUAAUGCAAAUGGCAGAAAGCAGAGCAAACCUCAAAGUCCAAAAAUAGAAUUUAUGCAUUUAAUAUAUUUUUAUGUGAUGUAGUACCAUACAGAAAUAAAAUAUACUUGGUCUUAUAAAACAAAGAAAUAUUGUGUUGUGCAGUUUUGUCACAACUAGAGAAUGAGAGAGACAAAACAUGGAAUAGUAAGCAAGACUCAGCUUGUAUUUAAAAAGACUGCUAGCUCCUCAUAAGUAAUAAACAAAUUAAAUUUCAA
This is a messenger RNA of Leptidea sinapis, 1537 nucleotides long. It is a transcript of the gene CycC, whose product is annotated as cyclin-C. Gene Ontology annotation, molecular function: cyclin-dependent protein serine/threonine kinase regulator activity. Lineage: Eukaryota; Metazoa; Arthropoda; Insecta; Lepidoptera; Pieridae. Bases 329 to 1135 code for a protein of 268 amino acids. The record is from RefSeq and is a predicted model, not a curated record. Gene Ontology annotation, biological process: positive regulation of transcription by RNA polymerase II. The transcript has 4 exons. Gene Ontology annotation, cellular component: mediator complex; nucleus.